GAAAUAAUGAAGCAAGUAAGAUUUUAAUUUAUCCCAUGCUAAAUAUGCGGACCAGAGAAAUAUGUCAUAAUUGUAUAAAAUGCAGUUUAUGUAUAAAUUACUUUGCUCAUACUGUAAAUGACUUUAAAACUAAAAAUACUGCUAAUAAUUAUAACUUAUUGGUCCAUAAUGAUAAUACAAGCGGUGGCUGCGUUUUUCAAGUAUAAGAUAGUUAGCAGCAUCAUAAUUUUAGCAUGUGGGAAUGAGUUUGAGCAAAUGCGCCUCGUGCGGCAGUUAUCACUUCAAGGCAUGCGAGCUACUGUGUCAUGUGAUCCUAGCAUUCUGAAUGUCAACCAUAAAAGUCUGCAAGGCGUCUUGUAUAUCAGCCGGCCUAAUGAUACUUUACUGGAUAAGACUAGCCGAAAUCACUUCUCAAUGAGAUUCAAAUGGCUGUUAAUAGGAGAUGAGGUCCCUCCUCGUUUCAACUAUUCGAUACGAUAUGAUGCUGACAUAACAUUCUUCGAUUCUCAGCAGGGAGUGACUCAAACUAUCGACGCGACCAACGACACGUCAGUGGCAUAUCACGAGUCUGUUUUCUUCGAGGACCUAUACAUCCAUUGCCGAGAUGGUGUGUCCCGGCACCCUUGGGCGGUCUGGUCCACUGCUGGUUUCCGGCCGAUGUUUGAGCUUGAACGUAUCAGGCGACGCCAUAAUCUGAAGCAGUACCCUAUGAGGAUUGCUACGCCGGUGGGUCACUACGAUGACUCGUACGCGGGCACGUUUGCGGAUUACCUUGUGGAUAACGCAUCGCCGGGCCAAGACUCUGCCAUCCGAUGCAGCUACGGGACUGCCUCGCUCAUCCUAGAGUGGCUUCAGGCUAAAGAAGUUAUAGAAGAGAUGGAACAGUGGGGCCACGAUGCUGGCAACAAAAGUAUGUUCACAAGAGUUGCUCAAGGCACAUCGGAGAUCGGCGGUGCUAUUCUCAGGAUUCAGAACCAACGGCUGACUAAACUUGACUACGUUAUACCCUUAUGGCCUUUCAAGGUGGGUUUCACAUACGUAGGAGAGCGAGAGAGCAGCAGUAACAUGUUCGUGAUCCCUUUCACUGGUGCAACAUGGGCGGCGUGCGCGGUGGUUACAAUAAUCCUUGCGCUGGCGCAGCGGGCGACGGCGAAGGAACAUGCGGAGAAGGAGGGCGCACUUGUCGCUGUCAUAGCCACGUUACUCCAGCAAGAUGCCAGCGCAGUCCCGGAGGGUGCCUCCGGUCGCAUAACCUUCUUGGUCCUCUCCGUAUGCUCGAUGCUGAUGUACGCGUAUUACUCGUCAGCCAUCGUAUCCGCCCUCAUGAGCGCAGGCAGCAGCGGUCCGACGACCCUUAGGGCGCUGGGUGACUCCCGCUACCGCAUCGCGUCAGAAGACUACGAAUGGCAACGGCAUCAAAUGUUUGAUAAAUUCAUUCCGGAUUGGCCUGAACUGGAGUAUCUAAAGCGCAAAAAGCUGCAGUCUAUGACCAACUUUUAUAUGGACUGGCAGGCGGGUAUGCAGCUGGUUAAGUCCGGUACCACGGCUUACCACGCGGAGUAUAACCACAUGUAUCCGCUCAUGAGCGUUCUUAGCGACGACCAGUUGUGCAAGCUGCAGUAUGUGCACACCGUUCCUCCUGUUAUGAGCUGGGUGGUAACAACAAAACGUGGCCAGUGGACCAACGUACUCCGCAUUGGAGGUGACUGGCUUCACGAGACAGGGCUGGCCACAAGAAUGUUGUCCCGUUGGCAAGUCAAACCCCCUCCUUGCCGAGCGGCGUUACUCGCUGAGAGAGUUAGCUACGGCGAUGUGGCAUCCCUGAUUGUACUUACAGUUGUUGGAUUUGUAGCAUCCUUUGCGGUUUUGUUUGUUGAAAGGGCUGUUGCUAAAUCGCAGUCCAAGAAGAAAAAUAAGGGCGACGAUAAAAGUCAAGAAGAAACUGUCGAUGGAAUCAUAUAAUUAUGACAGUGUGUGGUACAAAUUUAGUAGAACACAAUGUUGACCCAGUAGAGUAAAUAACAAAGUGCUUUACUUAAUAUUAUAAUCGUGUACUUAAUAUUCUUAGGUAUAGAGAAAGAUGCAGCUAUUGUAAUAGUCACAGUAUGCAACAAAACGUUUAAAAUAUCAUAUAACCACUUGAUUUUUUAGAAUAAAUAAUUUUCGUAUUUAGCGCGUCAAGGGGUGGGAAUGGUGGGAUACACUAAACAUAUUAUAUUUACAUAUAAAUUGUAUGCACAUGGACACUGAUAAUAAAGUUUACGAGUAAGUGUAUUCAUAUAAUAAUCAAUAUUCCGCUCCUACGAUGUUUAAAUUUUGAACCUUUAUUAGUGAUGGAAAUAGCUCCCUUGACUUUAUGAUGCUAUGUAACUUUUUAACAGUUAUUCUUAUGCAAUUGACAUCUAAGUACUUAGUACUUCUGCCGUAUUUUGCCUUCUCAUUUCGAACCUACAGUUAUCAAUCCUUACAUAACCAUACGUGCGACAGGCUCCAUCACCGAAUCUUAAUUAUUAUCAAAUC
Molecule: messenger RNA, 2520 nt
Organism: Leguminivora glycinivorella
Lineage: Eukaryota; Metazoa; Arthropoda; Insecta; Lepidoptera; Tortricidae
Exons: 11
Coding region: 118-1962 (614 amino acids)
Source: RefSeq, a predicted model, not a curated record